CUCGGCACUCUCGUCCGUCCCGGCCGGUGGACGGGGCCAUCGCGGGGUUCUGGGUGCGGUGCCAGGUCGGCAACCCCGCCUGCAGCUUCCUGCGGGACGCCGUCUCCUACCAGAGCCUGAGUCUCUGUGAGCUGCAGCCCUGCGACCCCGUCUCCACAGCCUGCAUGUUCCAGGACGGGCUGGCCCAGUGCCCCUGCCGGCCGGCAUACCGCCCCACCCCUGGCAUGAGCCGGGCCUGCACAGCCUGCGGCAGCGGGUUCUGGCUGCGGGAUGGCAUCUGUGCCAGGAGAGCCAGGGCCCCGGCGGAGAGCCGGUCGUGCCGCCUUCCAGCCCCAGCAGCUGAGCCUGCCCCGGGUGCGGCCCCUGGAGGAGGUGGAGAUCCCGGAGCUCGGCCCAGGGAGCCAGGCGCAUCCCUGCUGCGGGGACAGGCUGAGCCUGGGUGCUGGGCAGGCGCCAGCUGCCGGGAGCGGCAUGAAGACGUUCCGGGGCUCCCGGAGCUCACCCGGCUCGGCCCCCCAGCCAGGGGGUGGCCAGAGCAGCCUGGUGUUUGUCAGCAACGAGGAGUGGGGCCAGCGGAACUGGGCACUGCCCUGCACCUAGCCCCGUGCCCAGCCCGUGAGGAGACGGCGCCAUUCGAACAUGGACCCUCAGCCCUGCCCUGGGCAGGACGACCCUGAGCUGGGAGGGGCUGCCACGUGGGUAUGCUGAUUGGCUGGCAGGGUGUGAUGUAAUGUGGGGGUGUCCCACCCGCUGGCGGGGAUAUGCCCCAUAGCAGCUGCCCCACAAGGCAUGCCAGCCCCUUG
This is a messenger RNA of Chelonia mydas (Green sea turtle), 803 nucleotides long. RefSeq names its product translation initiation factor IF-2-like. NCBI's taxonomy places the organism in Eukaryota, Metazoa, Chordata, Testudines, Cheloniidae. The coding region runs from base 165 to 677 and encodes 170 amino acids. The record is from RefSeq and is a predicted model, not a curated record. The transcript has 5 exons.